[Torrubiella] hemipterigena is the source of this 3924-nucleotide messenger RNA. The record is from the annotation of a GenBank genome assembly. Lineage: Eukaryota; Fungi; Ascomycota; Sordariomycetes; Hypocreales; Clavicipitaceae.
CCGGUCCACGCUCUCUCCAUUCGACACGCUAGAAGCCAGCGGGCAGCCCGCUAGAAGCCUGUCCACUACAGGCGAGUUUUUCGCUCGCGUUUGCUGCUGGCGAGAGGGACCCACAGAUUCGCCUCCCUUGCCCGUUUGGGCCAGCUAUUUCCACUUUCGUCGUCCUUUUUUCUUUUUUUUCUUUUUAAAAAAUAUCACCAUUAAAUAAAUGAAUUAAAAAAAAGCAUAUCCUGGCCUCAGGCCCACACGGCCAUCUGGGCCACCCACCAUCUUUCGGCCCCCUCUCCCCUCUCCCCGAAAUCUCAUCGCACGCAGGGCCUAAAUCCUUCCGCGGUGCUUGUUUUAGAAUCCUGGGCCACACACACUCACAGCAAACAAACAGCUACCCACAUAUACGAGCGAUGUGCAUUGAUGGACAACCAACGCAAACCAGCGCUUUCUCGUGAUGGCUAUGGGCACCCUCCCUCCCUCAACACAUCAACCUGCGCCGUUUGUUGCCGUUUGACCGUUCAUGCAAGACAAGAGACACGAAGAACCAGACUGUUACCUCUUGCAUCGUGACCUCACUUCUGUCUUCUAUUCGCCGGUAAGCACAUCCGUCCAACCCCCUUUUCGGAAUCACGGGUCGUCCUACUGCUUGCUGCUGCAGCAUCUACGUUGCGGCGAGCUACUCCUGUACUGCUGCAUGCACCAAUGUGCUGGCGUCCGCUAAUAAUACCGGGUGCCUGGUUCGCUGCACGAUCGGCGACGCCUCACCUAAUACUAACUCAAGCAACCCAUAGCCCUGUGCGGCGCUGGCGGAACAAGCCGGGGUGGGCUGCACUGACCUUGACCAUCCCAAGAACCAAUGUACAAACAAAAAUAAAGAAAAUAAAAGAGAAAAGAGAGACCACAAAGCUGUGAGCCUGCUUGGCAGUUCACUCUAUUCUCAGCUGGAGCUGGAUAAUGAAUUGGCUUGGCUAGACUCCAUACGGGCUUUGAUGUGGAAUCCACGGCAAAUGCCAUUUUUUUCUUCCAUCUACAAUUCCCACAGUGGCUUGCGCCCGCCUCGUGCCUGUGCCUGGGGCGAGGACUUCACUGGAAAGGGUUAAAAAAUAGUAGCCUUCGGUACUUGUUCCCGCGCCAGAACCGCCCACACCGAGCAACAAGUUCUCGAUGCGGAAUGGUCAUCGUCAGGUCGAGCUAGCCCGAAAUUAUUCGCCCACUUGGCCUAGUAAGCCCAGCUCAUGUCUACCCAGGAUGGCACGGCCGUGCCGUCGGUGCCGCUAUCAUACUUUUUUUUUCUGCGACUGUCACUGUAGAUCGCUCAAGGCUUGGCCACACUAGACGGCUGGCCUUGACGCACCUCGGACCAAAAAUCCUGGUACUAGCUUCUCGGCCCUACCGCCCUGUCAAAUCUGGACUCAUCAUCAGUUCGUCGGGUACCUACUUAAAACUUGAACUCUGCCUUCGCAUUAUACUGCUGUUCGUCUCCGCAUCUUCAUCAAUCUAAGAUCGCGUCGCUUUCUUGCUUCCUCUUCUCAUCCUCUCUGAAGAUACGCGACUGACUCUCUCCAUUCUUUUCCCCUUCACCACCCUCACGCGCAUACACCACUGACCACCAUGCGCUCGUGGAACUCUCUUGUGCUCCUCGCCGCGUGCUCUGGCGUCGCGUCGGCUGCCAACUCGACUUCACAGGCUGCUGCCCCGUCCGUUGUUGACAGCACCGUGCUCAUUGUCGCCCGUGACGACAAUGAUGUCAAGACGGCUUCUCCUGGCCUCGAUGCCUACGGCAUCCCCUGGACCAAGGUCCUCAUCCCCCAGAACGGCGGUGCUCUGCCCGCCCUAAACUCCUCUCUCACAAAGGGUAACUACGGUUCCCUUGUCGUCAUUGGAUCUCUGUCCUACAAGUACGACACUGGCUUCCGCAGCGCCCUCACCCAGGACCAGUGGAACCAGCUCUACACCUACCAGACUGACUUCCAUGUUCGCAUGGUUCGUCUUGAUGAGUACCCUGGGCCUCUCUUUGGCUCUACUCCCGCCAACAUUGACGACCCUGGAUGCUGCGGUGCUAAUCAGGAGCAGAGAAUCAGCUUCACAGAUGCUUCUGCCUUCCCCGGCGCCAACAUCAAGACCAACGCUGCUGUCAGCAUGAAGGGCCUCUACCACUACCCCGCCAAGAUUGUCGACACCAACACCACCAAGGCCAUUGCCACCUUUGAGCCUUCGGGCAACUUCAAGGACACGACGGUUGCUGCCGUCAUCUCCACCUUUGGUGCCCGCGAGCAGAUGGCUUGGUUCACUUCUCUCGCCCCCGAGUGGUCCUUGACUUCUUCCUACCUCCAGCACGCAUACAUCCACUGGAUGACGCGCUCGCUCUUUGUCGGCAAGCGCAAGAUCCACAUCAAUGCUCAGGUCGACGAUUUGCAAAUCGCUACCGAGCUCUACUACCCCAAGGGCCCCGACUUCCAGAUUGUCACCGAGGAUCUCGAUGCCCACGCCGAGUGGCAGAAGAGCAUCAACAAACGCCUCAACCCCGGCUCUGAGUUCUGGCUUGAGCUUGGACACAAUGGCAACGGCAACGUCAUCAACUCUACCCUUAGCCCUAAUGCCGAUGGCGUUUGCACCCCCGACGAGGCUAUCUACUACGACAUGCCCGAAGGCACCCCUCUCGAGUACGUCAAGCCCGCUGGUACUGGCGUGGAUGUCUGGCCUGCCGGCAGCGAAAAGUACAACUGGACCAACAAGUGCACGGAGAUUGGCAAGUUUGGCUCCUGGUUCCGCAAGCCCGAGAACCUCAACAACUUUGCUCACUUGUCGCACACCUUUACCCACGAGGAGAUGAACAACGCCACCUACCACGACGCUGCCCGCGAAAUCCAGUACAACCAGGCCUGGAUGAAGCAGAUUGGUAUUGACCAGGGCAAGCGCUUCUCUGCCAAUGGUCUCAUCCCCCCUGCCAUUACCGGUGUCCGCAACGGUGAUGUCAUCCGCGCCUGGAUGGACAACGGUAUCAAGUACGUUGUUGGUGACAACACCCGCCCUGUUCUCCGUAACAGCAAGAGCAAGUACUGGCCUCUCAUGUCCAACAAGGAGACCAACGGUGCCGACGGCCUCUGGAUUGUCCCCCGUUUCUCCACGACCAUUUACUUCAACUGUGCUAUCCACGACUGCAUUCUCAAGGAGUGGUUCGCCAUCUCCAAGCGCAACGGUACCUGGGACGACCUCCUGGCCGAUGCCCUCCAGGUCAACCUCAAGUACAUCAUGGACUUGCAGGCCGACCCGUACAUGUUCCACCAGGCCAACAUGCACCAGACCACCAUGGAUGUCCAGACCAUUGGCCCUGAGACCCGCAAGAUGUCCCUGAUCAUGUCUUGGAUGGAGACCAUUACCCAGGAGCUCACCAGACUUACCAACUGGCCUACCACGUCGCUCAAGCACGACGACAUUGGCAAGUACUUUGUCAACCGCAUCACCCUGGACGCCUGCGGUGCGCAGUCUUCCUACCAGUACGCUGCCGAUGGCAAGAGCAUUACUGGCAUUGUUGUCUCUACCAAGGACAACACCUGCGGAGCUCCCGUCCCCGUUACCCUCCCCACUGGCUCGUCCAACCCCAGCAUUUCUAACGGAGACAGCUCUGCCGACCGUGUCGGUUCCGAGCCUCCCAUUAUCUGGGUCACCAUGAAGGGCAAGCCCGUUACCCUCAAGCUGGCCAAGCCUAUCCAGCUGUAGAGGCUGAGGAGUCGUUCUUGCAUUUGUUUUAUUCUUCUCUGGCUUCUUAUUUCCUGUUUGCCAAACAAAAUUAUUACAAUUCGUACAUUUUAGACGCAUUCGCCUUGGGAAGGCGUUGGAUGAUUUGUUCUUUGCGAGCGAGCACUUUGGCCGCUUGAUGAUACCUCUAUGACUAGCUAUUUUUUAUAAUACAAACUUAGAUUUAUACCCUCU